GCCACAAGAAGCUACUGGGAACAAAGGGCCUAGUUACAAGGAACGCUACUGGGAGCAGUAGCACGGUAGCAGCAACCAUGUGACUUGAGUGGCAUCACUUGGUUUUGGUGUUCCUGGAUGAACCGGACCCACCCCCAUUGUGAGUUGUCCGUCGCCAUUUGGAGCUAUUUUCUUGAGAGCCAUUGAGCCUCUCUUUUGAUUACAAUGGAGACACCGCAGAAGAGGAAGGCAUCUGAAGUUUGUGAGUCGCCUGAGAAGAAGGUCUUUCGAUGUCGGCGACAACAUCAAGCAGAACCUCCAGUGCCCUUGCUUGGUUUAGCCUCUUGGAAGCUGCUUUUGCUAGCUGUCACUUCGCUCCUUCUGCAUUGCUUUAGCUGCUGCUUUUGCUGUGUGCAUGUUGCAGUGUUUGCGUUUGUUUCCUCAUUGCUUUUUGUUCCUUGUGUCCUUCUUUUUGUUAGGGCACGGUGCCUGUGCAUUUUCUAAAAAGGAGCAAGAGAGCAGAUCCCCAAUGUGCAAUUUUAUGUCAAAGGGACUUCUUCUCAAAGGGUAAGUUAAGAGAUAUAUAUAUAUAGUGUGUGUGCAGUGUGAUAUAUGAUAUACGGGACACGUGUUUAUGUUACAUAUACCAUGUGUUUAUACCUACAUACAGUUGGGUGUUGCAUUGGGUCCUUUAGGGACUAGCGUUUUAGUUUUUCAGUAUGCUCAGAAACUAGGUUGCUAAACCCAAGAACUCAAUGCCUGGAAAGUUUGCAGAGAAGCUGCGCUUGGGUACGAGAGUGCGUUCGACAAGCUACGCCAAUUGCAGAUUGCCGGGUCCACAGUGCUCAAGUGUGAAAGUGAAGGGGUGCCAGAUGAAGUUUUGUUUUGCCACUUGUGCGGUGCUAAGAAGCAUCACUGUGCAUGGCUGUACCGUGAAAACAUGGGCGGCAAGCGCAGGUGGAAUAUUCGAUUAUUCUUUUUGCCCGGGUACUGUACUCGUGCGCUGAUGCCGUUGGAUCAGAACGCUCAUCAAAGCAUGGCAGCCAGCUGGAAACAGUUCAAGCAAGAUUGGUGCAAAAAGAACGAACCACUGUCCUUGAUGGUGGCUUUGAGAGCCAUACAUGAGUUCACCAAACGCGCGCUGUCGCCUGAGAUGGCGAAAGCGUCAUGGAAAAGGAUUGGAUGUGAGUCCGGAAUGCAAUGGAACAGAGACAUGCUAUUGGUGAACAGAGCAGAGGAAGUUUUCAGCGCAAGGCGAGAUGCGCCGCGGCUUGGAGAUGCUGCAGAGUCUUCUGCCCUCACAGCUUUCCAGAGAGUCAGCCCAAGCAAAACCAAAUGCAGCAAGCAAGGUUGCGGACAGUUCUUAGACACCUCCAUGCGCGUGUGCUGGAAUUGCGCUGAGCCGAAUGCAAGUUUUGAUCCAGACAGCUUCGCUAUCCACAAGAGAGGCUUCCGGUCUGGCUGGAAGCAGAAUCCUGAAGCCAAACUCAAGAAAGUAGAGGCGAAGGAUGAAAAAAUUUUGGGACAAGUUACCGAUUUGAUGAAAGAGUUGAAAAGCAGAGUUCGCAAACAAGAAGCCAUGGAAAAUCCAGCAAAGCAAGCUGGAGAAGAGAAAGACACGGCCAUGCCGGCGCAAGAGAAGCAAGCUGCUUUGGGAGAAGCAGUGGAGAAAGGAGAUGAUGUGGAGGAAGAGGAUCCUGAAUGGAAUUUGAAUGACCCUGCAGAUGUUUUGGACAUGCUGGAAUCCAGCUUUCCAGCGGCAGAUGUCGAAAAAGCCGGCUACACAUUGAACAUGUUCACCAAAAUCUGCGAGCAUUAUUUACAAUUUUUGAAGCAAAAGGUGCCAAAGGCGCCGCUUGCACAUUGGAUCAAGAAGGAUUUAGACGCAGGGAUCCUAAAAAACAGGACAGAAAGGAUCCAGUGGUUGCAGACCUAUGGAAAGCAUAGGUCUUUGCAAUACAUGGCCAAGCCACCGAAAGCAGCGUAGGAAAGCUAAAAGGCAAGAAGUGUGUCCGUGCCCUGGGAGUCUAUCCAUGUUCACAUGUUCACAGUUCA
Messenger RNA from Durusdinium trenchii, 2034 nucleotides. NCBI's taxonomy places the organism in Eukaryota, Dinophyceae, Suessiales, Symbiodiniaceae. The record is from the annotation of a GenBank genome assembly.